GUCUAGUUCAGGGUCUAGGGCGGCGCGUCACUUCCGGUAGCGCGGAGCUUGUAAAACACCCUGGAGAGAAAAUGGCGGCGGCGGCGGCGGCCUCGGCGCCCCAGCAGCUUUCGGACGAGGAGCUUUUCACUCAGCUCCGCCGUUACGGCUUAUCCCCGGGUCCGGUGACGGAGAGCACGCGGCCGGUGUACCUCAAGAAGCUGAAGAAGCUUCGCGAGGAGGAGCAGCAGUCGCCGCAGACGCCGCCGCCACAGCCGCAGCCGCACCGGGCGGGGGGCCGCGGCACCAAGACGCGGAACAGUAAUAACAAUAACACGGCGGCGGCGGCGGCGGCCUCGGGGAUGGCGGGGGCGGGCCGGGCCGGCUCGGGUGACCUCCCGUACUUACGGACCCCCGCGGGCCUGGGCCGCCUGGCCGCCUCGGUUCCCGAGAGCCCCCUGGGAGGAUCCGGGGGCGCGGCGAGCGUCCCCGCGGCGGGCAGCAAAGUGCUGCUGGGCUUCAGCUCGGACGAGUCGGACGUGGAGGCCAGCCCCCGGGAGCAGGCCGGCGGCGGCGGCGGCGCGCGGAGGGACCGGGCUGCGCUCCAGUCCCGCGGGCUCAAAGCGCCGCCGGCGUCCCUGGCCGCCGCCGAGGUGACUACCAGCGGCCACUCGGGCGAGCGCAGGAAGCCCCACUCGUGGUGGGGAGCACGGCGGCCGGGGGCGUCGGAAGCGCAGCCGCCGCCGGGCAGCGACGGAGCCGCGGAGGACGGCGACGAGGACAUCGCGGACGGCGACGACAGGGACCCCGAGGCCGACGAGCCGCUGUGGGCGAGCCGAGCCGUGAACGGCAGCAGGCUCCUCCCGUACAGCUGCCGGGAGCACUACUCGGACUCGGAGGAGGAGGAGGACGGCGGCGGCGACGUGGCCUCCGGCAGACAGGUAGCCAAGGACGACUCCGCGUCGCCGGCCCGCCAUCGGCCCAGACGGAGCCACCACAGUAAGCCCUUCUCGGCGCUGCCUGCUAAAUCUGGCGGCGGCCGGCUGGAGACUUCGGCUCCGGGAGGGGGAGGACUGGCGAUGAAUGACAGGGCGGCGGCUGCCGGGAGUCUAGACUGGAGCCGAACCCUCGAGGAGGAGGCGGCGGCCGAGCCGGGAGGAGGGUGCGAGCCGGUGGACUCCAGCCCGCUUCCUCGACACCGUGCUGGCGCCAAGAAGCUGGCGGCCCCCGACGUGGACUCAAGCUUGGAGUCGCCCACGGGUUCCCUUCUCAAAACCAACAACCACAUAGGCGGCGGGGCCUUCGCUGUGGAUCCCCCCGGGGUGUACUCCAACAGCCUGCCUCCCGGCGCCGGCGCCCCUGCCCCUCCGUCGCUCAGGGUCAACCACGCCAACCACACUGGCUCCAAUCACACCUACCUGAAAAACGCCUAUGGCAAGCCGAAGCUCUGCGAGCCCGAGGAGGAACUCCUCCAGCAGUUUAAACGGGAAGAGGUGUCCCCCACGGGCAGUUUCAGCGCGCACUACUUGUCCAUGUUUCUCCUGACUGCUGCCUGCCUCUUUUUCCUGAUACUGGGACUCACUUACCUCGGGAUGAGGGGGACCGGAGUGCCGGAGGCUGGAGGACUCAUAAAAAACCCCUUUGAUGAAACAUUUGGAAAAAUACAAGAAAGUGAAAGAAAUCUUAUGAUGAGCACAUUAUACAAACUUCAUGAUCGAUUGGCCCAGCUUGCAGGAGAUCAUGAGUGUGGCAGUUCCAGUCAAAGGAUGCUCUCUGUCCAAGAAGCAGCUUCGUUUUUAAAGGAUUUAGACCCUGCGUAUGAAGAUGUAUUUAAUACUUCAUUGCUGUGGAUUUUAAAAAAUGGGAAAGAUGUUGGAAUAAGGUGUAUUGGUUAUGGGCCUGAGGAAGACCUGGCAAAUAUAACUGAUGUGCAGUUUUUACAGUCCACCAAACCCCAGAUGUCUUUCUGGUGUCGUUUCCGACGUGCUUUCAUUACUGUAGCCCAUAGGCUGUUGUUGUUGUGCUUAGGUGUAGUGAUGGUUUGUGUUGUUCUACGUUACAUGAAAUACCGCUGGACUAAGGAGGAAGAGGAAACAAGGCAGAUGUAUGAUAUGGUGGUAAAGAUUAUAGAUGUUUUACGAAGUCAUAAUGAAGCUUGCCAGGAAAAUAAAGAUUUACAACCUUAUAUGCCUAUUCCACAUGUUCGAGAUUCCUUAAUACAACCCCAUGACAGGAAAAAGAUGAAGAAAGUCUGGGAUAGAGCCGUUGACUUCCUUGCUGCUAAUGAAUCUAGAGUGCGCACGGAAACACGAAGAAUAGGAGGUGCAGAUUUUCUGGUCUGGCGGUGGAUCCAGCCUUCUGCAUCCUGUGACAAGAUAUUAGUAAUACCUUCUAAAGUAUGGCAAGGCCAAGCAUUUCAUUUAGAUAGAAGAAAUUCACCACCAAAUAGUUUGACACCAUGUUUAAAGAUUCGAAAUAUGUUUGAUCCAGUCAUGGAAAUAGGAGAUCAAUGGCAUUUGGCAAUUCAAGAAGCAAUUUUAGAAAAAUGCAGCGAUAAUGAUGGCAUCGUUCAUAUUGCAGUAGACAAAAACUCACGUGAGGGUUGUGUGUAUGUUAAAUGUCUGUCUCCGGAAUAUGCUGGAAAGGCUUUUAAAGCAUUGCAUGGCUCUUGGUUUGAUGGGAAGUUGGUUACAGUAAAAUACUUACGACUAGAUAGAUACCACCAUCGCUUUCCCCAAGCUCUUACUUGCAACACUCCCUUGAAGCCAUCAAAUAAACAUAUGAACUCUAUGUCGCACCUGCGCCUUCGGACUGGCCUAGCCAAUUCUCAAGGAAGUUCCUGAAGAGAUCCCUUCACUCCUAGGACUUUAUUUAAAUAGGAAAAGUUCCCGUUUGGCUUCCCGUCUUCCUUUUAAAAUGAUUUUUGUAUGUAAUAUUUUUAUUGCUGAGGACAGCUGUUUGAAGGUUGCAAAGGGAUUUAGCAGUGCAGCAGCAAUGCUGAGUAGGCAGAAUUACUGGUUUCUUCAGGCUAUGGAGCUCAGUUGAGCCAAUGCAUUUUAAGUUGUGCACGAGGAGCACUGACUUUAUAUGAAGCGUUUCAGAGAUGGUGGUUAUAUUUUUGCACUAAGAAGUGAUUAGAUAACCACACAAAAGCAUGGCGAAGCAGCCUUUUUAUAUUUCCAUAAUUUCUUGUGAACGAAUGUGAAUUUUUGUAUACAGUCCGCUGCGUAGUUCCUUACAAGCUACUGUGGUAAAACUGUUCAUUUCCCACUUCAAUCUUAGGUUUCUGUUGCUUGUAAAAGGUUCAUUUACUGCAGCUGGAAUAUGGGGAAAUUUAUUUGGUUUUAAUGGUUGCAUACAUGUGUAAGUGGAUGUACAUGUACUUAAAUUGACUUUUGUACAUAUGUAUAAAUGCUGAUGGUAGUGAAAGUCUUGUUUUGUGAGAAUGUCUGCAUUAGCAGUACAAUAAGCUUUAUUUUAUUCAUAAUCUAAUUUGUGUAUAUAUGUAUGUGCAUAGCUGUGUGUUUAUGUACAUAUGUAAUUGUACAUAUGUACAUAAAUACACAGAUAAAUACAUAUGGCUGUACUGUCAUAGAUGAUCAAACAGCCAAAUACCUGGAAGUAUUAGAUACAUUGUUUAAAAUACCUUUUAUAGAUUUUAUAUAAAAAUGCCUGAGUAUGAUUUUGUGUAAAAGUUCUGGCACCAGUUGUAAUGAGUUCAAAUUUAUGUGAGCAAUAAAGAAGCAAUUGGCAGAUACUGGAAAAAUAUUUUGUGAAAAGCUGUAUUUAUCAUAAAUACUGGGGCUAUAGCAGUGCUAUUGGGAGUAUGUCAUUUUUCCAGUCUGUUUAUAGCUCCUGUUCUAUGUUCAGUGUAGAGCAGGCAUGUUGUUGCAGCAAAAUGUAUUAGACAAAUUAUCCUUGGAAUGUUGGGCCACGAAAGUUUGCAAUGUAGAAAAUGCACAAAUAAAUGACCAUUGGUUUGUGUUUUAGUGUUUGUUCAGUAAAGCUACUUUAUUAUUGCUUAUGAUUUCACAUCAGAAUAGUUACUGAUCAAGGUUUAUUUGUAACCUAAAAAUUGGCUUUUUGAAAAAUAAUCUUCUGGAUAUAUCAUUGUUGGUCCAAAUGAAUAUGUGGCACAGCUGGAUUACCAAUUGCAAUACUUGUUUAAGUUCAGCUUUCUUUUUGUUGUAUAUGUGUUGGGUUUGCAGCAUGAACUUGCACAGAUAUGCACGUUUUCUGCUUAGUAAACAUGAUGCACACUAUUCUGUAAGAAAACCCUUUGUGCCUUACCUGUGUGCUUCUGUGGGCACCAUGUUUAUGAAGAAUAAAUGUCUGUUAUCAGAAGAGAGUGAAUGUUAAAUUCUCAAUUUAUGUCUCAGAUGCUAACGUGUUAAAAGUAUAAAUAUAUAAUAUAUAAAGUAACCAGUCUUUCUGUAUUUUAUGUGCAUCAUAGUGAUUUAUUUGAGCUUAGUGACCCUAUCUUGUAACCUGUUGCAAGAGUGAAUGUAAAAAAAUAGUUGUGGCAUUUUAACAGGUCACCUUUGGAUGCAGAUGCAUCUUUUUUUUUGCUUUUAAGAUGUAUUUCAUGUAUACAUUGUACAUUUAUUAUUGUAAUAUAUACUAUUAUGUAGCUUAUUUUACCUGGAACUCUUUAAGCUGACCAAGAGUCCUCCCUAGAAGACAGAUGGGAAUGUGUAUAAUAAUUAGGUAUUAUUUGAAAAGUUCUGGUUUGAUGUAAUCUGUUUUGUUUUGUUUUUUUGUUCUGUUUAAAAAAGAAGGAAAACAUUCUAAUUAAAAAUUUAUUAGGUUUUUUAAAAA
Molecule: messenger RNA, 4797 nt
Organism: Mesocricetus auratus (golden hamster)
Lineage: Eukaryota; Metazoa; Chordata; Mammalia; Rodentia; Cricetidae
Gene: Lemd3
Product: LEM domain containing 3
Exons: 13
Coding region: 72-2822 (916 amino acids)
Biological process (GO): nuclear envelope organization; negative regulation of BMP signaling pathway
Cellular component (GO): nuclear inner membrane
Molecular function (GO): chromatin DNA binding
Source: RefSeq, a predicted model, not a curated record